Sinocyclocheilus rhinocerous is the source of this 1128-nucleotide messenger RNA. RefSeq names its product ethanolamine kinase 1-like. The transcript is spliced from 8 exons. Lineage: Eukaryota; Metazoa; Chordata; Actinopteri; Cypriniformes; Cyprinidae. Gene Ontology annotation, cellular component: cytoplasm. Gene Ontology annotation, molecular function: ethanolamine kinase activity. The record is from RefSeq and is a predicted model, not a curated record. Gene Ontology annotation, biological process: phosphatidylethanolamine biosynthetic process. The coding region runs from base 1 to 945 and encodes 314 amino acids.
AUGUUACAACUUUUCACCGAUGGCACAACUAACAAACUGGUGGGGUGUUAUGUGGAGGACUGCCUCGAGGAUGUGGUGCUGGUAAGGGUGUACGGCAACAAGACAGAGCUGAUCGUGGACCGAGACAAUGAACUGAAGAGCUUCCAGGUUCUGCACGCCAACGGUUGCGCGCCCCGACUUUACUGCUCCUUCCAGAAUGGCAUCUGCUACGAGUUCAUCCAAGGACGUGCUCUGGAUACUCAAGACGUCAGGGACCCUGUGUUACUCAGACUGAUCGCGCGUGAAAUGGCCCGCAUUCACGCCAUCCACGCACACAACGGCUGCAUCCCCAAACCCAACCUGUGGAUAAAAAUGCGCAAGUACUUCUCGCUGGUGGCCACUGAGUUCACAGACCAAGCAUCUAACGUCAGAAUUCAGCAGGAAGUGCCCAGUCAGGAAGUUCUAGAACAGGAAAUUAUGUGGAUGAAGGAACAUCUGUCGCAGCUGGGUUCUCCUGUAGUGCUCUGUCACAAUGACCUGCUCUGCAAGAACAUCAUUCACAAUGCAAAGGAAGGUCAUGUUCGGUUUAUCGAUUAUGAAUACUCAAGUUACAACUACCAAGCAUUUGACAUUGGAAACCAUUUUAAUGAAUUUGCAGGCAUGAGUGAACCCGACUAUAACCUUUACCCCAGUCGAGAAAUGCAGUUGGACUGGUUGCACACUUAUUUGCAGGCCUACAAGCUCUUUACCAAGAAAGGUGAAGAGGUGAGCCAGCGUGAACUGGAGACGCUCUACGUACAGGUCAACAAAUUUGCUCUGGCUUCACAUUUCUUCUGGGGUUUCUGGGCCCUGAUCCAAGCCAAGUACUCCACCAUCGAGUUUGACUUCCUCGGGUAUGCUGUGCUACGUUUCAAUCAGUACUUCAAGACCAAACCUGCUGUAAUGGCCCUGGAGAUCCCCAAAUGAGACGUCAAGAUUGAGAGGACAGUGCUGGUAUCGGUUGACCUCAUCGUUGACCGUUUGACUAUGGAAUCAGAGGCCUUUUUAGUCAGGGAAGGGUAUGGGGUGCAGCAGGGGUGAGCACUGGGACCUCUUAUGAUUGGUUGACAACUUGUCUGCCAAGUCGUAGUUCCACAAAUUCUUGAUUCC